Messenger RNA from Rhagoletis pomonella (apple maggot), 2344 nucleotides. RefSeq names its product glycerol-3-phosphate dehydrogenase, mitochondrial (gene Gpo1). Gene Ontology annotation, molecular function: calcium ion binding; glycerol-3-phosphate dehydrogenase (quinone) activity. Gene Ontology annotation, cellular component: glycerol-3-phosphate dehydrogenase (FAD) complex; mitochondrion. The transcript is spliced from 9 exons. The record is from RefSeq and is a predicted model, not a curated record. Bases 486 to 2135 code for a protein of 549 amino acids. Lineage: Eukaryota; Metazoa; Arthropoda; Insecta; Diptera; Tephritidae. Gene Ontology annotation, biological process: glycerol-3-phosphate metabolic process.
UGCACAGUCGCUGGUGAAUGAGAAGGUGCAAGAUUGCAACAGUUUGCAUUCUCCGAAGUGGUGAACCUAACUAUAAAAGCAGACAAUAUCUACCUACCUACUUUGUCUGCGUAGUAUAGUCCAAUAUAUAAACAAAAAAGUUGCCGAAAAAAUGUCAUCACGCUUUUAUCAAUUCGGAGUGACUGCAUUAAGUGCUUGUAUUGGUUCACUUGCGGCCAGUUGGGUUUGUGCAGAUAAUAAGAGCUCUCCAUAUGUGGUUCAAAAUGAUAUUGUACGGCCUCCAAAGAGAAAGCGUACUCUCCCUCCACGUUCCGACCAAAUGAAAAGCCUUCAAAGCGGUGAAGAAUAUGAUGUGUUAAUAAUUGGUGGAGGUGCAACUGGUGCUGGCUGUGCACUGGAUGCUGUUACCAGAGGAUUGAAAACCGCUCUUGUUGAAUCGGACGACUUUGCCAGCGGAACUUCAUCCCGGUCCACAAAACUCAUUCAUGGAGGAGUUCGGUACUUGCAAAAGGCUAUUCUUGGGAUGGUGGCAAGUGCCAUAUUAUUGGGUUGGUAUCAAGUGCUACGAUCUCGUUGCUGGAGAUAGAAACGUUAAAAGUUCGUACUAUCUCUCAAAGAAAGAUGCCUUGGAACUUUUUCCCAUGUUAAAAAAAGAUAAACUUUGCGGAGCCAUUGUGUAUUACGACGGCCAGCAAGACGAUGCGAGAAUGUGUUUAGCGGUGGCUCUUACUGCCGCUAGACAUGGGGCGACUGUUUGCAAUCAUGUUGAAGUUAAAGAAUUGUUAAAGAAGGACGAAAAUGGGAAAAAAGUUUUGUGUGGAGCAAAAGUCAAGGAUCAUAUAUCUGGAAGAGAAUUUACAGUAAAAGCUAAGUGUAUUAUUAACGCAACUGGGCCAUUUACAGAUUUUAUACGCAAAAUGGACAAUCCCAACGUAAAGACUAUCUGCUGCCCGAGUUCGGGUGUACAUAUCGUUCUUCCUGGUUAUUACAGUCCUGAUCAAAUGGGCCUUUUAGAUCCUUCCACUUCGGAUGGCCGCGUCAUUUUCUUCUUACCAUGGCAGAGGCAAACCAUCGCUGGUACUACUGAUUUGCCGUGUGACAUUACUCACAAUCCAAGCCCGACUGAGGACGAAAUUCAGUUUAUUUUGAAUGAGAUCAAAAAUUACUUGAAUACGGAUGUUGAAGUUCGUCGCGGAGACGUUUUGUCAGCUUGGAGUGGUAUAAGACCCCUUGUAUCGGACCCAAAUAAAGAAGAUACGCAAUCACUGGCUAGAAAUCAUAUUGUGCAUGUGAGUCCGUCGAAUUUGGUCACAAUUGCCGGAGGCAAGUGGACCACGUAUAGAGCUAUGGCAGAGCACACGAUUGACGCUGCAAUCAAAGCCUGCAACCUAAAGCCAGAACGAACAGAAGCGGUAACAUCUUAUUUGAAAAUUGAAGGCGGUCAGGGGUGGACACCAACAAUGUACAUUCGAUUAGUACAAGAUUUUGGUCUAGAAUGUGAGGUUGCGCAACAUUUGGCAAAAUCUUAUGGUGACAGAGCAUUUGCCGUUUCCAAAAUGGCAUCACUAACAGGCAAGCGAUGGCCGAUCAUCGGAAACCGUAUCCAUCCCGAAUUUCCAUACAUUGAUGCUGAAAUACGCUACGGUGUUCGUGAGUAUGCCUGCACGGCUGUGGAUAUGAUUGCUCGGCGACUACGUUUGGCAUUUUUAAAUGUGCAAGCCGCUUCAGAAGCUCUGCCUGUCAUUGUGGAUUUGAUGGGUGAAGAACUGCAUUGGUCCAAAGACGAGAAAGAGAAACAAAUAAAACAAGCCAACGAAUUCCUAGCUCAUGAAAUGGGUCAAAUGGUAAAUAGGACAUCAAAGGAAAGAAUACCAAUAAAACUAUCGAAAGACGAAAUACAAACCUAUGUCAAACGAUUUCAACUUAUUGAUAAGGAUAAAAAGGGCUAUGUAUCAAUCAACGAUAUUCGCCGGGCUCUCAAGAGUUUCGGAGAUGCCGAUGUUUCUGGAGAACAACUUCACGAGAUACUUAAAGAAAUCGAUACUAAUAUGAAUGGACAAGUCGAACUUGAUGAAUAUUUACAGAUGAUGUCGGCCAUAAAAAACUGGAGACGUCGCAUAUUCGCGUUUUGCUAGAAUGGCGGAAUUAGAAGAACAAAAACACGAAGCUGCUCAACUCAAACAAAAAAUCAGUGUCGAUCGCUCCGGAGGAGGAUUAUAAAGCACACACAUAUAAUUUGGUUGCACUUUUAUGAAAAAUUAAGAGAUCUAUUUAUUAUUUAAUUGUUAAUCAAGAGAAAUGUUUACUUUUAAAUAUACUUACAUAUGUUUGUAUACAUAUAUAU